CCGCCGGUUAUAUUGUUGAACAGGAAACUGGGCACUGCGGGAGCAGGGCCGUGGAGCAGGCAGCACCGGACGCGGACCCCACGCGCGCGUCUGCCGGGACAAGUGGAAGCUAGGCCAGCCAGCGGGCGAAAGUUCUGAGCUCUGUUCUGCGCCGUUCCUUCAAUCUGUCCUUGGAAGUCCCGCCCACAGAGAUGCUAGAGACCUCAUCGGCCACCCUCCGCCAGCCCCGCCCAUCCAGCCCAUGGGCACCCUGAGACCCUCCCAGUCCCCGCAGGUCUAUGAGCCAAGGUUUCCCGGAGGGAGAGUAAAGUUGAGUUCCUAUCGUCCUCAGUUUCCUCGCCGUGGGAUCGCAGCGGGACGACACACAUCUCACAAUCCACGUCCCAGAAUGGAGCCUUAAGAAUGAGAGCUUUGGAGAUGAUUUUAUCCAAGUCCCCAAUUCAGAGAUGGAAAAACUGAAGCCCGGAUGCCCUGGGCAAGGGCAGGAGAGGGACUGGAACCCUUGUCUUUGAGCCCCAGGCGCGGUGCUCUUCCCGGCUGCACGGUCGGCCCUGACUUCGGCGGCUCCUCUUCUGGUUACCCGCAGGGAGGCGCGGUGGCCGCGAUGGCGGCGGACGUCGAAGGGGACGUGUACGUGCUGGUGGAGCACCCCUUUGAGUACACCGGCAAAGACGGGCGCCGCAUCGCCAUCCAGCCCAACGAGCGCUACCGACUGCUGCGCCGCAGCACGGAGCACUGGUGGCACGUGCGCCGCGAGCCCGGGGGUCGCCCUUUCUACCUCCCCGCGCAGUACGCACCGCGCCCCCUGCCGGCCUCCUGGGCAGCGCCGGCCGCUUCAAGGCCUCCAGCGUGGCGGGCUCCUGGGUUUGCCCGCGGCCCCUGGCGCGCAGCGACUCCGAGAACGUCUACGAGGCCAUCCCCGACGUGCGCUGCUGCCCUCCGCGGGAGGAGAGACCCAAGCAGGUGGAUGAUCCCCCGGAGCCAGUGUAUGCCAACGUAGAGAAGCAACCUCGAGCCACCUCGCCGCGCUCGGCUGCAGCUCCUCCUCGGCUCAGCCCGGUGUGGGAGACCCACACAGACACGGGCACUGGGCGCCCCUACUACUACAACCCCGACACGGGCGUGACCACCUGGGAGUCACCCUUUGAGGCCUCUGAAGGCGCCACCAGCCCGGCCACCUCCCGGACCUCUGUGGGCAGUGGGGAGAGCCUGACAGAGUGGGGCCAGUACUGGGAUGAGGAUAGUCGCAGGGUGUUCUUCUACAAUUCCUUGACCGGUGAGACGGCCUGGGAGGACGAGACUGAGGACCUGGAGGAGGAACCCCAGGAGCAGCUGGAGAUGCAACCCAGCCUGAGCCCUCGAAGCCCAGGACAUCAGAGGCCCCCGACUCCUGAGACAGACUACCCCGAAUUGCUGGCCAGUUACCCGGAAGAGGACUAUUCUCCGGUGGGCUCCUUCAGUGAUCCUGACCCCACUUCUCCCUUGACUGCACCCCCUGGCUGGUCCUGCCACGUUACCCCAGACAAGCAGACGCUCUACACCAACCAGUUCACUCAAGAGCAGUGGGUAAGGUUGGAGGACCAGCAUGGAAAGCCAUAUUUCUACAACCCAGAGGACUCCUCUGUUCAGUGGGAGCUGCCCCAGGUCCCGAUCCCUGCCCCUCGAAGUGUUCGCAAAUCCAGCCAGGAUAGUGACACUCCAGUCCAGGCUAGCCCUCCAGAGGAGAAGAUCAAGACGCUGGACAAGGCAGGAGUGCUCCAUCGUACCAAGACAGUGGACAAGGGGAAGAGACUUCGGAAGAAACAUUGGAGCACCUCCUGGACUGUGCUGGAGGGAGGCGUCCUCACCUUCUUCAAGGACUCAAAGACCUCAGCUGCAGGCGGCCUGAGGCAGCCUUCCAAGCUCUCAACCCCUGAGUACACAGUUGAAUUGAAGGGGGCCUCUCUCUCUUGGGCCCCCAAAGACAAAUCCAGCAAGAAGAAUGUGUUAGAGCUGCGAAGCCGAGAUGGCUCGGAGUAUCUGAUUCAGCAUGACUCAGAAGCCAUCAUCAGCACCUGGCACAAGGCCAUUGCCGAAGGCAUCGAGGAGCUGUCUGCAGACAUGCUCCAGAGGGAGGAAGGUGAGCCCGGCAGAGUUGACUUCGGGUCCAGUGAGCGCCUCGGCAGCUGGAGGGAGGAGGACGUGCGGCAGAGUGCAGCCUCACCCUCGCUGAGUCCCGGAGGCCUGGAAAGCGACUUGAGCAGGGUUCGGCACAAGCUCCGCAAAUUCCUACAGAGACGACCCACUCUGCAGUCUCUGCGGGACAAGGGCUACAUCAAAGACCAGGUGUUUGGAUGUGCACUGGCUGAACUGUGUGAGCGCGAGAGGAGCCCUGUGCCACGCUUCGUGCAGCAAUGCAUCCGCACCGUCGAGGCCCGGGGGCUGGACAUGGACGGGCUGUACCGCAUCAGUGGGAACCUGGCCACCAUCCAGAAGCUGCGCUAUAAGGUGGAUCACGAUGAGCGCCUGGACCUGGACGAUGGGCGCUGGGAGGACGUCCACGUGAUUACCGGCGCCCUGAAACUCUUCUUCCGAGAGCUGCCAGAACCCCUCUUCCCCUUCUCGCACUUCCACCAGUUCAUAGCGGCCAUCAAGCUGCACGACCCUGCCCAGCGCAGCCGCUGUGUGCGUGACCUGGUGCGCACGCUGCCCGCCCCCAACCACGACACACUGCGACUGCUCAUCCAGCACCUGUGCCGGGUGAUCGAGCACGGCGAGCAGAACCGUAUGACCGUGCAGAAUGUGGCCAUAGUGUUCGGGCCCACGCUGCUGCGGCCUGAGAUGGAGGAAGCCAGCAUGCCCAUGACCAUGGUGUUCCAGAACCAGGUGGUGGAGCUCAUCCUACAGCAGUGCACGGACAUCUUCCCGCCUCACUGACUGUGGACCCUGGGUGGCUGAGGCCAUGAGGCUGGACCUCCUCUGAGGCUCUCCACCUCCCACCCCGCUGCACUGUGACUUCUGCACCCCUCGAUUCGGAGGGUACGAUGACCCCGCUUCAUGACCCCAGUUCAUGAAAUGUGAUUUCUCCCUAUUGUAGCCCCAUUCAGGGUUUAUUAGGGCCCUUUCUUCAUUACAGCGCCCCCUGUUGUGUGAAUGCGAGACUGUGCCUGGAGGACGAGUGCUUCGGAGGGCCCUAGCUAGGAGGAGGGAUUGGAUGAAGGCAUUCUGGCUUCCACAGACCUACACCUGGCCAGGCCUUGGUGGAGACCCUGUAGGCCCCGUGCUAUGCAGGAGGUCCUGCUCUGGUCAUGAAGCAGCUACUGACAUUGUCCCUGCUGCCAGGGGAGGACUUACCCUGGCGGCCAGCCCAGGCCACUGACUGCUUGCUUCAGUCUUAUGGUCCUGUGCCACCCUGUUGCAGGCCACCGGCGAACUUUUCCUGUGCUUUUCUCUCUCCCUGGGCCACACCUGUUCUCUACAAGGGUUCUUCGUGCCCACCCCAUGCUUACCCCACACUCACUGCACCUGGUUCCAGGGAGCUGGGACUAGCAGAAGUCAAGUAACUUCAAGUUCCAAAGGUGAUCUGAACCCCUGCAAAGGUUCUCCCGACAGCAAGCCCAGCUUCCAGAGGAGAAAGUGAUUCCUAACCCCCACAGUAGCACAGCCUAUGGGCUGAGCAGAAUAAAUAUGCUGGAGUACCCUACACAAGCUAGAGAGUCCCUUAAGGCAGCAGGGAAGCUUCCACAGCUGUUCUGGGAAGAACAGCAUAAACAGAAGCCUCCAGCCCCUGCCUGAACCCUGGCUGGGUGCCUACAUGGUACCCACUUGCCAUGCGGAGCUGGGAGAGGCCGGUUGGAGAGGUCACAGCCUCAGGCAGAGAGUUGAGCAUGUGUCAGCUGCCCCUUCCUUGUGCACACACCACCUCAGCUUAUGUCGGAGCCCCUAGCUCCACCCACCCUUACUGACUCAACAAACAAUAAUAGCUAAUAUUUAUUGAGCAUUCCCACCACACCAGCCUUUUACUCGGAUUACCCCUUUGGUUUCUUGCAGUUAAUAUUUAUUGUGGACCCUCUGGGCCAGGCACUGUGCUCCUGGGACAGGGGUUCUACGCAUGCUACCUGGAGCUUUGGGCCCAUUGAGUAAGGCUGAUGCAAGCCCAGCCCCGAUGGUAGCAGGGCCAAGAAGAGAACAAUUGGAGGCCUCUUAACAUACAUCUUCAUAUUAAAAGUCUUAAGGCAACCUAACAGCUGUUAAAUAAAAUACGUUUAUUCUCCUA
Cricetulus griseus (Chinese hamster) is the source of this 4255-nucleotide messenger RNA. The record is from RefSeq and is a predicted model, not a curated record. NCBI's taxonomy places the organism in Eukaryota, Metazoa, Chordata, Mammalia, Rodentia, Cricetidae.